AUGGAAGAGGAAGAUGACUGGAGACAAUGCGCUGAAUGGUUAAAUCGAUGUCAAAUUAUUCCACAAGAUCAUCCAGCUUUGGGACCAGGUGGCAAUGCAAUCCACUUAGUUCAAGCACUAAUGGAUGGUGUUGCUUUAUGUCACCUUUUAAGCACAUUAUCAAAUCAUGAGUUGGAUAUAAGAUCAAUGAAGGACUUUAGUCAUAUGCCACAAAAUUCUCAAUUUUUAUGCUUUCAAAAUCUUCGAUUAUUUAUUCAGUUAUGUGAAAAAGAAUUUGAUAUUCCUAAGAAUUUAUUAUUUCAACCUGGUGAUAUUUAUCAUGCUAAAAACUUUGGAAAAGCUAUUGCACUUUUAUCAAAGUUAUCAUAUUCAAGAAGAGCUCAACUAACUGGAAUACCUGGUUUCCCACCAGAGAAUUCCACCCUACAGUCUACUCAUGAGUAUUAUAACAACCUUGAGGAAAUUGCUGCUGCAAUGAAUAAGUUACCAGAUUCUGGGAAAACAAACUAUGCUCAAAUGGAAGAAGAGAACAAAGAGAAGUUGUACGACACAGUUGUAUACCAGGGAUCGAAAUCUCGUCUAAAUCUAAACUCAGAGCCGACAACAGCACGGGAAUGCUGUAUCCGUGAAAUAGUGGAUACAGAGAAGAAUUAUGUUGAUGUCUUGAAAAUGUUGAUUGAGAAAUAUAAACAUCCACUGAUUGGAGUUCUUUCAAAUAAUGAAAUUGGAGAAAUUUUCAAGUAUAUUGAGGAGUUGCACACUAUCCAUAGGGAAUUUUUAAGUAACCUAAGCUUGGCAACCAGUGCAACUGUGAAUUUUCUUAGUCUAAGUGAUGUUUUUCUUAAAACUCGAGAUAAUCUGCUCAUAUAUGGAGAAUACUGUGGUCACCUGCAACAUGCACAAAACUUGGUGUAUGAAAUUAUGAGAAAUGAUGUUGAAAAGCGUAGCAGAAUAGAGCUUUGUCAGUCAAACUCUGAAAAAUACAAUAAGUUUGCUCUAGCAGAGCUGCUUACAAUUCCUAUUCAACGUGUACUGAAAUAUCAUCUUUUAUUAGAGCACUUAUGCAAACUCACUCCAGCUGAUCAUCCAGAUCGUCCAGAUCUUACCUUAGCCCAUGAAGCUAUGCGUGAAGUCGCUUUGUCGAUUAAUGACGUUAAACGAGAUCUUGAUACAAUUAGUUCCAUUGAUCAAAUUCAAUCCAGUUUAAUUGAAAUAAUGCUGCCUCCAGAUAAGAAAUUGUCAAGUUAUGGACAUUUGCACAUGGAUGGAGAGGUUAAAGUUGUUUCUGAAUCAGAAAGCAGGGCAAAAACUAGAUAUCUGUUUUUAUUCGACAAAAUAUUGAUUGUCUGCAAGCCAAAGGGGGACAGUUUUACGUUCAUGUUUGCUUAUCAUGUUGUGAACGGUCAGUUUCAAAGGGUAACUCUGCCAAAUAAGAAGGGAUAUUCCUAUGGGUUUACUUUGCCUAUUCUGGGUGACAGAGAUUCACCGAAUCUUACAUUUUUCACAAAAUCUGAAGAAUUACGUACAUCUUGGAUGAAAGCUACAAUGGCUGCACUAUCUAAUCUUUGUCCACCUGGAGCGAAAGAUCGAGGUUACAACUUCGAAAUGUUUACAUUUAAACAGCCAACUUACUGUUCUAUAUGUAAUAAACUAAUCACUGGAAUAUUUUUCCAAGGUUAUCGUUGUCGAGAGACAAAUCGAGCUGCACACAAAAAUUGUCUAGCCAAUCACAACCUUCCACUGCGUGGUGUAGCUAAUCCACAUAUCAAUGGGAUUCCGUCGAAUGCUCCACCGCCACUUCCUCCACAGAGCAAUACAUUACGUAGUCGACGUCCUCAUAUGCCAAUGGGAGGUGUUCCUUGCGCACCCGGAAAUAAUUCACUGUCUACUUCAGACUCAUUUGAUUUUUCCCACUUAUCUGAUACCUUAAAUUCUGUCAACCAUUGGCUUGCAGCUGACCAAAACAAUUUAUCAAAUGCCACUUUACAACGUAAUCGACGUAUAUCUUCAGAUCAGAUUGAAUUAGUCAAAUGGACUGAUGGUGCUUCCUGGUGGCAGGGUUACUGUGAUGGUUCUGAAGGUUGGUUCCCUGCUAUUGCUGUUGAAAUAUUGAAUAAUAAAGUUAACAAGCCAAUCAAUACGAGACUGUCUCAUCAAGUAUCCUCAUCGUCUCAUUCUGAACGAUUACCAGUACUUAGUAAUACUAGUCCUUCAAGCCAAAAGUCGUUCAUGUCAACUUGUGAAACUUCAUCCUCCUGUCUACCAUCUUGUACAAUAGCAAAUAUGAUUAUGAAUAAUAAUAUUAAUGAUACUGAUAAUCGAUCGCUUAAUAUGUGUAAUAAUGUUCAUAGUUCGCCUGGUUCAUCGUUGACAUCUACCUCAAUGCGCAGGAAUAUAAGUACAAAUAACUCACAUCCUCUUUUAGUGUUUCGACGUUUACAAGGGCGUAGUUUAUCAGCUCUAGAAAUCCCUGAGUUAUCCCAAUGUGUUGAUUUACUUCCAUCGGUAUUGCCAACCACGCAAACUGCAUCGGCUACCACAAUUAUAACGUCAAGGUUUGAACAUUUUCCAACAGACCCAGGAUUGGAACAUUCCCGCUUCUUUCUGUCGACUUAUCCCUGGUACGUUGGUGAAAUGGAUAGACUUGAGGCUGUAAAUCUGCUAAGCAAUUGUGUUGAUGGUACUUUUCUUGUGCGUUUAUCUAAAAGUGCUGAAAGAAUGGGUGAAUAUUCACUGUCUGUAGUAUUUGGUCAUCCGAGGCAUAUUCGUAUACAACGUUUCGUAUCACCGGACAAUUCAUCUGUCACCUAUGGGCUUUGUGAAUUGGAACAAUUUCCAAGUAUACCGGAGGUGAUUGAGAACUAUUCUAAGGUGUCACUAAAUCGAUGUUUCGACGAAGUUGAUGUCACACUAUUGUAUCCAUACCAAAAGUGUCCUUCUUCACCGUUGUUCUACGUUCGCGCAAACUUUGAUUUUCAUGAUGCAUCUAACAAUCGUUUCCUUAGUUUGAAAGAGGGUGAUCGGGUUGCAGUUGUCAGUCGUGCUGCUGAAGAUAGAGGCUGGUGGAAAGGAUGGUUAAAUGGACGUGUCGGCUUUUUCCCCAUGUCGUUUGUAACACGAGAACCGUCUGCAUGA
Heterobilharzia americana is the source of this 3135-nucleotide messenger RNA. NCBI's taxonomy places the organism in Eukaryota, Metazoa, Platyhelminthes, Trematoda, Strigeidida, Schistosomatidae. The record is from the annotation of a GenBank genome assembly.